Haliotis rufescens (red abalone) is the source of this 813-nucleotide messenger RNA. RefSeq lists its product as uncharacterized. NCBI's taxonomy places the organism in Eukaryota, Metazoa, Mollusca, Gastropoda, Lepetellida, Haliotidae. The record is from RefSeq and is a predicted model, not a curated record. The coding region runs from base 67 to 408 and encodes 113 amino acids. The transcript has 2 exons.
GGAAGGUUCAUCUUCGUUCUAUUUGUAGGCUGUAGCAGCAGUAUUGAAACGUGUCGCACGUGUAAGAUGACGCAGAUACCUGGCUUUGAAAAUAUGAGACCAAAACAUCAGAAGGGAGUCACGUUAACGCCACAGUCCACAGUCAACCGAAUUGAAUGUGCCAUAGCCUGCGCUCCCUCUGCUGGUGAGUGUCCGGAUAUGGAAUCCCUGAGCGUCGCUCCCUGCACUCUGAACGAGCGUCAGUAUUUUGGAUACCAGAGCGUCACAGGGGAAUGUACUUGUAUGGCAGGUUCUCUUCAGCUUUCCUUUGCAUCUGCCAACUCUGCAUCUGCCAAAGUUAUUUCCAAUGCUGCAGUUUAUGAGUGGGGGUACAACGUGUACGAGAUAUUCUGUAAAACAGAUGCCUAACAACAGCUGUGUUCAUCUAAACCAAUCACUGACAAGGUGAACGAAUAAUGGACACCAAAGAGGCGACAACAUGCAAUUUUCAAGCACCUAAAGAACCUGAAGAAAUAUGUUUGACAGAAUAAUCAAUUAGAAUCAGAACGAUGAACUUUGUGUUCUGAAGUUUACAAUAAUUUCUGAUAACAUCCCAUAACUACUAGUCUGCAUAUAUCCCAAAAUUAUCGGCAGAAACAGUAUUACGUUGGCCACGCUGUGACCAGCGAACCAGAAUCGUCACGAAAAUGCGUAAUUGCAAAUGCAUCAUCAUUGAGAUUUAAAUUAAUUUUUUUGAAUGCCGCUCCCUUUACCGAUUGACGUGUACUGCUCUACCCUCAUUGCUUUUUCCUAAAGGCUUUUGUGUUUAUUUGU